Aspergillus tanneri is the source of this 846-nucleotide messenger RNA. Its product is annotated as velvet factor family protein. Bases 1 to 846 code for a protein of 281 amino acids. NCBI's taxonomy places the organism in Eukaryota, Fungi, Ascomycota, Eurotiomycetes, Eurotiales, Aspergillaceae. The transcript has a single exon. The record is from RefSeq and is a predicted model, not a curated record.
AUGCCUUUCGCAAAGCAACCGAUGCAGCAACAGCAUCAACAGCGCCAUGCCACCUCUGGUAUGCCGAUGGGAUUUGAGAAGCUCCUAAAUCACUCACCAGCCCCUUCUCCUCCGCCACGACGACCUUCAACCUCCUCUCGCUACCACCUACAUAUCAGACAACAGCCCAUAGCAGCGCGAGCGUGUGGUGCCGGUGACAGAGACCGGAGACCCGUGGACCCGCCUCCGAUCAUCCAAAUACUUCUAACUGACUUCGAUCCAAAUUCAGAUCAGGACACAGAUAUCCUACAAGAUCCACGGUUUACAGUGGGGUGUCUUCUUGUCCCCGUACAAGUCUCGCCCGAGGUGGAUGGAGAAAACACAGCUCGAGAAGACCGAGCAGGGGCGCAGAGGGCGGAGGGAGGUACUUCAGGACCGGCCACGCCCCUUUUAUCCGGAAAGUCAUUUGUGUCGCCCUUUUACGUGGACGCAGAUCCUGAUCCCGCCACAGCACCAGCCCACCCUUCAAGCGAGGAUUAUGCGGCGAAUAUGAGACGUCAGCCAAUGCCGUUGGUCGGAAUGAAACAGCCCGCAGCUUUUUAUAUAUUCUCCGAUUUAUCUGUCCGAACCGCGGGACUGUAUCGAUUGCAAUUCCAACUCAUGAACUGGGGCUGUGUAGAGGACGCUGGACCAGGACAGUCGAUGCCCAUCCUCGCAGAGGCUUGGUCCGAUCCCUUUCGUGUAUACCCGGCUAAAGAUUUCCCUGGUAUGCGAGACUCAUCGCCUCUCGCCGAGGGACUCAAGGAGCUUGGUUUCGUCGAGCUCAAGACAAGAGGGAAGGGGAGAGGAAAAGGAAGACGUCGCUAG